Molecule: messenger RNA, 306 nt
Organism: Protopolystoma xenopodis
Lineage: Eukaryota; Metazoa; Platyhelminthes; Monogenea; Polystomatidea; Polystomatidae
Source: the annotation of a GenBank genome assembly
UAUAUAGGUGUUGUCAAUCGUAGCCAGCGUGACAUAGAUGGCAAAAAGGAUAUCAAGACGGCUUUGGCUGCAGAGCGCAAAUUCUUCCUUAGCCAUUCUUCCUAUCGUCACCUGGCAGAUCGGAUGGGCACGCCUUACCUGCAACGAGUGCUUAACCAGCAGUUGACUAAUCACAUACGUGAUACCCUACCCGCCCUACGAAAUAAACUCCAGUCUCAGAUGCUCUCCAUGGAGAAGGAAGUGGAGGAAUUCAAAAACUAUCGACCAAGCGACCCCUCCUUUAAAACAAAAGCUUUGCUACUGUGA